UUUUUUUUUUUUUUUUUUUUUUUUUUUUUUUUUUUUUUCGCAUGUCUAUAUGAAUAGUUUCGAUAUCUAUAGCAAGAAUCGAGAGAUUUAUGAUAAAUUCAUACGACAUUCGUCCGAAAGCAAUAGAGUUCUUGAAAAUAAACUUUUUGAAUUUUAUAAACUAAAUGAAAUUGAACAAAACUAUGAACUAGACUUUUUUCAUUUGAUUUUUAAACAUGCUCGAGCAUGUGAUGAUUGCGCAAUGCAAACAUCAAUUACUCAGCUUUCUCAAUUGGUAGUUGAUUUAGUGCUGAAUCAAAGACGAACAUCCUAUCCUCUUUUGAUAUGCAUGAUCGAUCUUGUUAAAAGUAACGACACUUUAAGUCAUUCUACGCUGAAUCAAUUCAUGUCAGUCGCAUGUUCAUUAUGGAAUCACGAUAAAAUCUACAUGUGUCGAAAAUCAAUGGAACUUUGUUACAGACUUAUAGGAUUGAUACAAGAUGACAGUAGUUACAUUAUACAAAACGUAAUUAAAUACAUUCGACACUAUCGCUUAAUUAUGAAUAGAGAUGAUUUAGAGAACAUGAGAUUACCCGAUUAUACCGAAUUUUUCAAUGAUGGUUGUCAUGCAUCAACUUUUGAUCGGGGUACAAUUAAAUUAUUGGUUCAAAUAAUCUUGCGAUUAUUUCUGAAAAAAGAAAAUCCAAUGAUGAAUGAUUUAAUGAUUGAGUUAAAAGAGGUCUAUGAUAGCUGUAUUAAAUCAAAGAAUGAAUUUUGGGAAAUAUUAUUUGAUAUUUGUUGUGUUAAUGAUGACGACACAGUUCAAUUACUUGAUACAAUUCUUUUAUUAUACCAACAACUGUCAUCAUCAAGCUAUUAUUUAUCAUUCCUUAAAUCCAUCGAUAUUGACCCACAUCUUCUUUUCCUCUUUUUUCUUUAUCGCUGCGGAAGUACGCAUGAUAUUUUGAUUGAUUUACUCUUGGAAAAUGAUUCAGAAUUUCUUGCUUACUUUCAUCAAUAUAUUCGGUACACUAUCAAUCAUAUGUUGGAAUUUAAAUAUGCUUUAGAAAAUUCUUUUAUUGACUUGGAUACUUUGCAGGCUAUUAUAGCAAAUGUGUUGCUUAUUUUAGAUGGAGAUGGCUUCCCAUAUAAUACAAAGCCGUUAAUUAGACGUUUGACUCAAUUUGAAGAAUUACUGUAAAAUAAUAUAAAAAAAAAUAAAAAAAAAAAAGAUAAAAUACUUUAUAUAACAUAUCUACAAUAAUGAAGGAAGGGGUGAAUAUAUCUAAGAUCAAAUAGUCUAUUCAAUGUAUAUAACAAUU
Cokeromyces recurvatus is the source of this 1301-nucleotide messenger RNA. RefSeq lists its product as uncharacterized. Bases 50 to 1180 code for a protein of 376 amino acids. The transcript has 2 exons. The record is from RefSeq and is a predicted model, not a curated record. Lineage: Eukaryota; Fungi; Mucoromycota; Mucoromycetes; Mucorales; Mucoraceae.